Messenger RNA from Echinops telfairi (small Madagascar hedgehog), 626 nucleotides. Its product is annotated as serine/arginine-rich splicing factor 3-like. The transcript has 2 exons. The coding region runs from base 264 to 626 and encodes 120 amino acids. The record is from RefSeq and is a predicted model, not a curated record. Lineage: Eukaryota; Metazoa; Chordata; Mammalia; Afrosoricida; Tenrecidae.
GUGAGUAUAAAGUAGGGCCAUGUCAUAAGAAUGAAUUGUUUUUAGAUUAGGGAUAUGAUUAAGUGAGCUUAAAAUCUCCAUUCAUAUGUAUUGACCAUUUUGUGAAUGCCAAGGAGGCAGGAGAUCUGCAGGAUCCAGGCCAGGGAAGUGGACUCAUUUGAGUGUGUAGUUUCAAACCUAUGCAUUUUUAGAGUGAGAUUGUGAAAUACAUUGUGAUUCCUGUCCAUUGAACUGUAAGGUCUACGUAGGUAAUUUUGGAAACAAUGGCAACUAAACUGAAUUGGAACGGAUAUUAUGGCUCACUCCAAAGUGUCUGGGUUGCUAGAAACUCUCCCACCUUUGCUUGGUUGAAAUUUUUUUCCUAUAGGUUCAUCAGUCCUGCUGUUCGGGAGCUCGGUGGAACACGUGGCUGCCGUGUAAGAGCAGAGCUGGGCAAUGGUGCAAAAAGAAGUCGGAAUCGUCGUUCACCUCCUUCUCAGGGUCAUCAUCAGAAAAGGUCCUCCACUUGCUGCAGAUCUCCCAGGAGGAGAAGCUUCUCCGGCAGCUGGACCAGGCCCCUUUCUAGAGACGGGGAAGAGAGAUCACAGUCGGGGGAGAAAUCACCAGGCGUCCGGAACCUUUUCUAG